Molecule: messenger RNA, 5745 nt
Organism: Bufo gargarizans (Asiatic toad)
Lineage: Eukaryota; Metazoa; Chordata; Amphibia; Anura; Bufonidae
Gene: HEG1
Product: heart development protein with EGF like domains 1
Exons: 13
Coding region: 294-3857 (1187 amino acids)
Biological process (GO): heart development
Molecular function (GO): calcium ion binding
Source: RefSeq, a predicted model, not a curated record
UCCCGGGGCGGCUCUGUCCCCUCGGUGUCCCCUAUAGAUGGCUGUUCCCGGGGCGGCUAUGUCCCCUCGGUGUCCCCUAUAGACGGCUGUUCCUGGGGCGGCUAUGUCCCCUCAGUGGGCGGCUCUGUCCCCUCGAUGUCCCCUCGGUGGGCGGCUCUCGCUCCCUCCAUCCCUCUCUCCGCCCUCCCCGGUCAGUCUGCGCUCAGUGGCCGCUCCAUGCUGCUCUCUCCCCGGCUGCACUUGGCUUGUCAGCCCGCUCCGGGGAGCUCCGCGUCCUCUCCGGCUGCUCCUGCAUGAUGCUCCCCGGCCCCCGGCUGCUGCUCCGGGCUGUGCUGCUCCUGGGCACCGCCCGCUGCUCCUCUGCGGCUCCGGACACUGGACGGUCCACCCCGGGGACGCCCGGACACCCGCACAUGAGUCUGCCCGCGGGGAGCCGCCCGCACAGAUGGGGAGCAGCGCCCAGCCCCGCACCCCCGGGGAAGGAAGGGUUAAUGGCGGGGGGUUACAGGACCCGAGCUGCAGAACUUUCUCCAGAGAUCCAGAACCGAACCCCGAGAGAACCCAACAGAACUGGGACUGACCCUCCAUCAGAACCCAACAGAACUGGGACUGACCCUCCAUCAGAACCCAACAGAACUGGGACUGACCCUCCAUCAGAACCCAACAGAACUGGGACUGACCCUCCAUCAGAACCCAACAGAACUGGGACUGAUCCUCCAUCAGAACCCAACCGAACUGGGGCUGAUUUAACAUCAGAACUCAACAGAACUGGGACUUACCCUCCAUCAGAACCCAACAGAACUGGGACUGAUCCAACAUCAGAACCCAACAGAACUGGGACUUACCCUCCAUCAGAACCCAACAGAACUGGGACUGAUCCAACAUCAGAACCCACCAGAACUGGGACUGAUCCAACAUCAGAACCCACCAGAACUGGGACUGAUCCAACAUCAGAACCCACCAGAACUGGGACUGAUCCAACAUCAGAACCAAACAGAACUGGGACUGGUCCAACAUCAGAACCCAACAGAACUGGGACUGAUCCAACAUCAGAACCCAACAGAACUGGGACUGAUCCAACAUCAGAACCCAACAGAACUGGGACUGAUCCAACAUCAGAACCCAACAGAACUGGGACUAAACCUCCAUCAGAACCCAACAGAAUUCGGACUGACCCAUCAGAACCCAACAGAACUGGGACUGAUCCAACAUCAGAACCCAACAGCACUGUGACUAAUCCAUCAGAACCCAACAGAACUGCCAGUCCAUCACUCAGCACUGAUAUAGGAAAGACCCAGACAUUUGCAGGAUCGGGUCAAACAGGAAAUCUCCUGGGACCUCACAUAUAUUAUAGAUCAGAACCGAACUGGACCGAUAUUUCCCAGACAAGUUCAGAUUCUGGAAUCAGCCAGAAAUCAACGUCCCAGCGACAUGUGAACAAGAGGACACCGGUGGGGGACACGACGUACAUCUCCACCACCCGAGGAGGGGACAGAACCCUCUUAUUCGUCACCAGCAAUGUGUCCGACAUCACCGAGAUUCCCGACGUGUAUCCAACAAGCCGCGGGAACGCGAGCCAGGAAUCGACGACCGCAGCGCAGGGAGAGGAGCGCUCCACAGAGGUCAGGAACGUGUCCUCCCAGGCUGCUCCCUCAGCGUCCAGCACGUACCCUCUACAGACCCCGUCAUAUGUGGUGACCAUGCACCCAUCCCCCAUGUCCCACCACAUGCCCAACACCACAUUCCCAUUCAUCAGUGUCUCCAUCACUGAGGCCGACAGAAGGAACAGCAGCCUGAAGACCACAGGGGUCACCCCUAGAAACUCCUCCGUCGAUCUGUGGUCGUCGCCCGCUGACUUGUCCAGCGUUGGGACUUCAUCUUCUGCAUUGACCACCACUAGCAUGGCGGCUUCUUCAUCCUUUCCUGGAGAACGGUCCCAGCAGCCACCAUCGCAGGUCUCCUACUCAUCCCCCAUCCCCUCCACAGCUCGCUCCUCGGCCUCACCGUCUCUGACCACCCAUAGUCCUCACCCAUUGACCUCCAUGUCCUCCACCCCUGGCUCCCCUAUAUGGUCCACAUCACUGCCGCCAUCUCUCACCACAGAAUCCUCUCCAGGAGAUGGAGCAGAGAAGAAUCAGACCCUCACACCCUCCAUAUCACCCACUGACGCCAAUACAUCAAUGGCCGCCAGUCCUGGGACCCCCUCAGUGGUCACUGAGAGGAGACUACAUGAUGAGACAACGCCAAUGUCACGAGACAUCACCCCAACACUGAGACCACUGAAUAUGCAAACUACAGCCAUAACCACAGAGGGGACACAGAGGGCCACAGUGGGAACGUGGCAUGUUGGGACCACAGAUAGCGCUCUUUCUACUACAAACACUAACAUCCCGCUGACAACACCUCCAACUGAUACUGUGAGUACAACGGGGCCUGGAAGCUCUGCACCCACCACCGCUGGCUGGGAGCUGUUGACCAGGAGGACCACCCAAACCGCCCUCAACACUGAGGCAACAAGACCGCACACCACAGUCAGCACCAAGCCCAAAAAGCCCCCUCCUGUCCCGACCCCUCCUAGCACGACACCGGCUGUGAGGUCCGCAGUCACCGGGACUCCUUCCACCACGACCCGUCUGAGGGCGACUGCCACCACUGCAGCCAGUCCCUGCUCCUCCAGUCCUUGCCAGAACGGGGGUCUCUGUGUGGAAAGUGGGGGCUCAAAAAGCUACAGAUGUGAUUGUCCAUCGUCCUGGAGUGGAGAUCUCUGCAACACAGAUGUGGAUGAAUGCCUCUCCAGCCCCUGCCCAGCGCCGAGCACCUGCCUCAAUUCCAGGGGCUCCUUCAGCUGCCAGUGUCCCCUGGGGUUCCUCCUGCAGAAGGGCGCAGGCUGCGUUCUCGUGCGGACAUUUCUCGGACAAAUUGAGAUUCCCUGGAGCCUCCUGGACAGCGACGGCGUGAAAGACAGCACCCUGCACGAAAUCAAGGAGGACAUAGUGCGCAUCCUGAAUUCCUCUUUCUCCGCUAUUUCCGGUUAUUACCAGUCCUCGGUCACCAGUGACAGUCACACCAGCAGUAAUAGCCUCAUGGUGCAGAAUCUUUUCUCUCUGGAGUCAAACGUGACAAUGUUGGAUCUGUCGCGCAGUCUGCAGAACUAUGCCAAAGUGUGUGAGACGUCCCCAGAGCGCCCCGCGUCCUGCCAGCUGGUACUGCACCUUCAGCAUCGUAUACAUGCCCUCAGUCUGUGUCAUGUGAGGGACCCCGGGUGUGACAAUGAGACGGCCGUUUGCGCCGAUCCCGCUGGUUUAGCGUUUUGUCAGUGUAAGCCGGGAUUCUUCAAAUACAGCAAAACGGAUCAUUCGUGUAGAGCCUGUGACGACGGCUACAAACUGGAAAAUGGAGCCUGUGUAAGGUGUCCAUUUGGCCUCGGAGGAUUUAACUGCUCAAACCCGUACCAGCUCAUCACCGUGAUCAUAGCGGCUGGCGGCGGCGGACUCCUCCUCAUCCUGGUCGUUGCGCUGGCAUUCACUUGUUGCAGGAAGAGCAAACAUGACAUCAGUAAACUGAUCUUCAAGAGCGGAGAUUUCCAGAUGUCUCCUUAUGCUGAAUAUCCGAAAACGCAGCGGUCAUCAGAAUGGGGGCGAGAGACGAUUGAGAUGCAAGAGAACGGCAGCACCAAGAACCUGCUGCAGAUGACGGACGUCUACUACUCACCCGCACUGAGGACCUCGGAGCUGGAGAGGAAUGGCCUCUACCCGCCGUACAGCGGCCUGCCGGGCUCCCGCCACUCGUGUAUCUACCCCGGACAAUACAACCCAUCAUUCAUCAAUGAGGAGAACCGGAGGAGGGACUACUUCUAGUGUGGAGUGGAGGAUCGCAGUGUGCACAGCCCCCAACACCCCGCUGUCACCGCCGCCAUCUUGCCCGGCCCCUUAUGUAACGCAGCAGCGGAUAAUUGUGGGGGAGGGAGAACACCAGGACCCCAAAUCAAAUAUGGCGGCCGUCGUGAUAGGCGCACUCGGUUAGCUGGGCUGCGCCAUUCUCUGUGUCUUCUGUGAAACCGCUGCUAAGAGGCACAGAAAAUGGCCGCCUCACAUCCUGCGAUCAAUUAUAGCGAUAAUUUAUUGACUGUGGACAGUUGUGUGAGAAGAACGUGACAGAGGGCGCCAUGACGCCACCGCCAGAAAUACGGAGGAGAAUGACCCCCUGCUGAUUAUAGGUAGAGAAUCUGAAGGGUCUGUACAGGGAGUCUCAUCAUCCCUCAGUGCAGCAAUACAAUAUGGCGGCAGAAAGACGGAACCGCGCAGGAGAGGCUCGGAGUUCGUCUCAUCCGUAGAGUGAACGCUGGCGGCGGGGCGGGCACCACGGACCCUCCAUUCUCCAUAGGUGGGGCCUCAUUUGCACUUUACACUGGAGCUAUUUUGUAGUAGAAACAUCUCAGCAUUUUCACUCUGUUCCAAGAUCCGCACGUCCUGCGCCAGAGGCCGGCGGCCAUUAUACCGGAGACACGCUGGACGCCGCCUCUUGUAUCCGCUCGUCUUGUGUAGGAGCUGAAAUACAUAAAGGUCACCCCCACUACUGAGUGUCAGAUGGAAUCUCCCUCCAUGAGCAUCUAUCCCAUAGUGAGCCUGUGUUGUAGCAUCUCCUGUACUCCAGUCACAUCCAGAGCUGCAAGCCGCAUUCUUAUGGUAAAGCAUCUUAGGGCUCAUUCAGACAGCAUGGACGUACUGUAUCUUCUGCAUCACAGUCAGGGCACUAAAAUAGCCUUAUACUCCAGUCACCUCUAAAGCUGCGUCUACAUUCCUUUUGUUUAACCAUGUGUUAUUUUCAGGUCACAUCCGAGCUGCAUUUGCUAUUCCUCUGUUACUCCAUACAUUACACUCUCUUCUCAAGCAGCAGUAGAUCCGUGGGCGUCCAGAUAACGGAAAUGACUGCGUCUGAAUGAGGCCUAAACCAGCAAAAUAUGAGUUCUAGAAGGAGAGCAGUAUGAUUAUGAACGCAGCUCUGGAUGUGACUGGUGUACAAUACAUGAUAUAGCACCAUUAUUGUGGAUGCAGCUUUGAAUACAAGAUGUAACAGCGUUGUCAAUGCAGCUCUGGAUGUGACUGGGGUAUGAUGCAAGCUGUAACCUCAUUGUAAAUGCAGCUCUGGAUGUGACUGGGGUAUGAUGCAAGCUGUAACCUCAUUGUAAAUGCAGCUCUGGAUGUGACUGGGGUAUGAUGCAAGCUGUAACCUCAUUGUGAAUGCAGCUGUGGAUGUGAGUGGAGCAUAAUACAUCUAUGAAGCUGAUGUGUCCUGUGGACUUGCGCUGACAUCCGGAGCGGCGCUCACCUGUCAGAUGUAUGGAUCUGGGCGGUUGUGUAGACGUGACCCUCCUGAUCUGUGGUUUGUGCUGUACAAUUAUUAGGGGUCCCGGGCCCCUGGAAUGGGGAGAGGGGCUAUUUAAUAUGACAUUUUAUCACAUGAUCUGUGCCGCCUGCGAAGUCGCUAAUAACGUUGCUGGUAUUUUUACCGUAUGCUGUAUGUAUCCUACCAGCAGCCGCAUAGUAUCCGGCGCCGCCAUGAUAAGGUCAGCUGACCUCUGUCCCCACAUCUGUGAAUAUUAGAGACACUGUAGAAGCCCCGCCCACGGCGCCGCUAUCUGAGUGAAGUGCUUGUUUGUCAGUUUGUAGAUACUUUUCUACCGUGUGAUGGCGUCUGGCGUUCUAGUCAGCCGCAGGACCAUUAAUAAACACGUUUGUUACAAUG